GGGGGAAUUGUCAUCAUGCGAUUUCUGCUUAACAAUGAGUUGAAGUCCUGAAACCGUUUUGUCUUCUUUUGGUUUAACAGAACAACCUGGCAGAGCGUUCUGGUGCAAUAUGAUGUAAACGUUUCAGAUUUUGACUGAUUGUGGUUCCUGUUACGUGACCAUUCCACAUUGAGGUUUCCAGGCACUUAGACCCAUCAAUGACGUCACAUAUUGGAAGUCUGUGGGUCAUUAUUACUGAAACCGGUCAAUAAUUGAUUUGUAAGUAUUAUUGUCCAGAUCAGCCAGUACGAUCUUGUUAUCUUAUAUCUCCCAGGUUUAUUAAUAUCGGUCAACUGUUGAACGGUGCUGCUGGUCCCGUUGCCAUGGCAGCGCCUCCGGCCCUCUCAGCUGCCUGGUUUCCUCACGAACAGCGCACCACUGCGACUGCCAUUGGUAUUACAGUGGGGGCUAUUCUGGGAGCGGGUAGCUUCAUCAUUGGACCGCUCAUUGUGACCCAGAAGCCAGACAACCAGACUGAGCAUCACAAUAUGACCAGUGCGUGGGAGGAUUCAAGUUGGUUGUCGCAGGGGAACAGUACAACAGAUUUCUCUACAGCGAAGAGCCAGAUAAUGUUACUGAUGUAUGUGGAGUUUGCCUGGACAGCUCUGAUAUUCCUGUUAAUUCUGGCCUACUUCCCCGACAAGCCGCCCUCCCCACCGACUCUGUCUGCUUCUAAAAACCGCCUGGCCUUCAGGUCAGGGGUCAAACAGCUCCUCAGGAACGGCCGGUUCUGGUUGGUGUGCGUGUCGUACGGAAUACUGUUCGGCACACUGAGCAGUUUCGGAGGCCUACUGGACGUCAAUCUGUCUCCUCAUAACGUCACACAAGUAGAGGCUGGCUGGGUGGGGUUCUACAGCCAAAUAGCAGGGGGUGCGUCAGGUAUAGUUGUGGGGAGAUUUUCAGACAUGCUCGGGGGACAUUUCAAACUCACCAUUCUAGUUAUGACUGUCGGAUACAUCGGUAGCCUUCUGUGGCUCGUCUUGAUGCUGUAUCACAGCAUCAUCCCGUUCAGCACAGUGAGCGUGUACGUGUCCAACCUGCUGAUGGGAGUGUUCGCGCUGGGGAGCGAGCCGCUGUUCUUCGAGCUCGGCGUGGAGGCCACGUACCCGAUAGCCGAGGGCGUGACGACCUGCGUGCUGACGUGGGUCAACAACCUGUUCGGGCUGCUGCUGCUACUGGUGGUGAUGGUCAUGCCGGGCGGGGGUACCAGCUCGACUCGGACGGCGGACUGGAUGGGGUGGGCGACGCUGGGGUGCGGGGCUGCCGUCCUGCCGCUCAUGCUGGUGUUCCGGGAAAGGUACGGGAGACUGGCGGUGGACACCGGCAAACGGACAUGAGCCUGUUUCGGAAGAUAUCACAGUGUAGCAUCUGGUGUAACCACCUGUUGUUCAUAUAGUACUAUAUUGUAACACUGCAUGCAUUUAAAUAAACAUCACCAAUCUCUUCG
Branchiostoma belcheri (Belcher's lancelet) is the source of this 1486-nucleotide messenger RNA. RefSeq names its product disrupted in renal carcinoma protein 2 homolog. Gene Ontology annotation, cellular component: intracellular membrane-bounded organelle; membrane. NCBI's taxonomy places the organism in Eukaryota, Metazoa, Chordata, Leptocardii, Amphioxiformes, Branchiostomatidae. Gene Ontology annotation, molecular function: transmembrane transporter activity. Gene Ontology annotation, biological process: transmembrane transport. The record is from RefSeq and is a predicted model, not a curated record. The coding region runs from base 363 to 1376 and encodes 337 amino acids. The transcript has 9 exons.